Arachis ipaensis is the source of this 1461-nucleotide messenger RNA. NCBI's taxonomy places the organism in Eukaryota, Viridiplantae, Streptophyta, Magnoliopsida, Fabales, Fabaceae. The record is from RefSeq and is a predicted model, not a curated record.
AUGGAGCUUCGGAACGGUCUCUGUCAAAGCAUGGAAAACGGUAUGUUAAUGAGAGUGAGCAGAAUUCUGUACCGGAAUCCGGUUGUAGUUUUUGGUGGACUAAUACAGUUUGAUACGAUGCCAAUCACUGACGAAGCAAGUAUGCAGAAUAUGUUUCAAAUUCACCGGCAGACUCAAAUGCGAAAGCCACAGAUUGAGCUGUAUGUUGAGUUUGAAACCGUAAAGGCAGAAGGGAUACAAAAUGAUUUAGAUUUAGAGGAUGAUAGACAUGCAGUAUACGAAGGAAUGAAUAGUGACAGCGAAGAGGACUUCAAAGCCACUUAUGAAGCUGGCAACGAAGACAAGGAUGGUGAUGUGGAAGUUGAGAUAGCAGCGAAGAAUGUAGUGGUUCAUCCCUCGAGAAGUCAACCGAUGAAUGUGCCACCUUUUAUGCAUGAGUUGGAUCUCAACGCCAUGCACGCACAGGAAUUUUCGGAAUAUGCAAACAUAGGCGUUGUUGAUCCUGAGGACGGAGAGUUCCGGAUUGAAAUGGAAUACAGUUCUAGAAAGUCGGUCGUCACAGCCAUUAGAAGUUACACUAUCUUUAGAGGAGUUGACUACGAUGUGUAUGAGUCUGAGCCACAGACGUUCUAUGCAAAAUGCAAGAUGUAUGGACUUGGGUGCGAUCAUUCAAAGUUGGACUCGGAUAUCGUUACUGAGGUUAUAACGCUAUUGGUCGAGACUGACCCGUCCAUCAGGGUGAAAUCUAUAAUAGCGGAAGUCCAGUCAAGGUUCAACUAUACCAUCAGUUGCCGAAAGGCUUGGUUGGCAAAGCAGAAGUCCAUAGCGAAAGUUUUCGGUGGUUGUGAGGAUUCUUACCAAGCCUUGCCAUGGUGGCUCUCGGUCAUGGUUCAGAAGAUUCCUGGUUCAGUUGUCCAAAUAGAAACACGAUUACUGUACAACGGGAAUGAAGAGGCGCACGGUGUAAAAAUACUUCAUCGCGUAUUCUGGAGUUUCAAUCCAUGCAUAAGGGAAUUCAGGCAUUGCAAGCCCCUAGUUCAGGUUGACAGCACACACCUAUACGAAAAAUACAAAGGUGCACUUUUGGUCACUAUUGCACAAGAUGGGAACCAGAACAUUGUGCCUAUCGCUUUUGCCUUGGUGGAAGGGGAGACAGCUGAUGCAUGGCACUUCUUUCUCAGGAAUCUGCGAAUGCAUGUUGUUAGAAAAGACGGUGUGGGUAUGAUCUCAGACUGGCAUGAGUCAAUCCGGGCAGUAGUAAAUUGUUUCAGAGGCGACUGGAAACCUCCAAGAGCGUGGUGGAUGUUUUGUAUAAGGCACAUCGGCAGCAACUUCCCGAGGGCAUUCAAAGUCCCUCACUUGCAAAAGCUUGUUAUCAACAUAGGGUAUUCAAGAACAGUGGAGGAGUACAACAUCAACUAUAAGAGGUUGGAAGAGCGAGGCGAGGCAUAUGCCAGGUGA